UAUAUAAAUCACUUUAGCUAAGGUUAGUAUGUCUUUAUUCUCUGAGAUGAAGACUUUAUAGAAUUUAUUAAGGUCUAUACAGAUUAUUAAUUAUAGAGGCAGCUAGUUAUAUAGCUAACAUAAUUAAAGUUAGGUUUUUGGAGAGAGUUUUUUGAUAUAUAGUACAGGAGAAGCAGCAGCAUCGUUAGCAAUAACAAUAUUAUCCUUCUAGCUUUCCUAUAUAGCCUCUUCGCUUCUCUCUCCAUUUUUUGGGCCAUGGUGUACUCUCUCCAUCCAAUUAUAACACAACAAACCUAAGGCUAAAUCCACACCCUUUAUUUUACUCUCAGUGAUCUUUUAAUUAUUACAAUACAUAAUUCGUUGAAAUUGGCAAAUUGCAUCCUAUAGCGCUGCCAUGAGAAGAAAGUUUAUGCAGAAAUAAUGAUCCCAAAUUCAAGAGGAAAAUCAGGUUUCCCAGCAGCCAAGCAAGAAGCUGCAGGGGACGGUGGUGAGGAUGAAAGCGGCGUCGGCGGGGGCGGGCGCAGGAGCGGCAGUGAGAGGCUAUUUAAGAUACCGACAAGCAGUAGUACUAGCUCGAGACAGUGGUCAUCGGCAGGGUUCCGCAACCCAAGAAUUGUGCGAGUUUCACGCACCUUUGGCGGGAAAGACAGACACAGCAAGGUAUGCACGGUAAGGGGUUUGAGGGACAGGAGGAUUCGGCUUUCGGUCCCAACAGCCGUUCAGUUAUACGAUCUGCAAGACAGAUUGGGGUUAAGCCAGCCUAGUAAGGUAAUAGAUUGGCUAAUUGAAGCCACUAAGAACGACAUUGACAAACUCCCUCCACUCCAAAUCCCUCAAGGUUCACUACUUCUAAGCCAAUUUCAUCACCAUCAUAAUCAUCAUGAAACGACAACAACAGCAAAUCAUCCAGCUAUGAUGUUUGAAAACAAAGAUCGGCAUCAUCAUGACCAAGAUGGGGGGAUCACCCAACUCUUUGCUCAGAAGUUCUUUCCCUUAUCAUCAAGUAGUAACAAUCUUAGUCUUAAUUCUACUACUCAUCCUUUACAGAACGGAACUAUGUCCUUUGAACCUUCCAAUAGUAACAACAACAAUCUAUUAUCACUUUCUCAUCCUUUUGGAAGUAUCAACAGUAGCCAAGGGUUUUCGUUACCCCAAAUGGAUAGUAGUAGUAAUACUACUGGGUCUCACUUAUUUUUCUGCUCUCCUCCAAAUAUUUCAAACCCUUAUAUCUUUAAUCCAUAUCCUCCACCAAUAUAUAAUAGUGCUUCUAGUGGAAUCCCAGUUCAAGAUUUUCAUCACCAAUAUCAUACUACUACUUCUUAUUAUAACUCUCUCAUGCCUUCACUACUUCACAAUAGUACUAGUACUAGUAGUAGUACUGCUACUAAUAAUAAUAUUAAUAAUUUAUCUUUCAGACCAUCAUUUCAUCCGGCCAUGUUUAACCCUAAACUUCCUUCCCAAAGUGCUCUAUUCCAAAAUCGACCAGAUGAAAAGGAGGAUCGUAUGUAGCUUGAUUUAGCAAAUUACAUAAAUAAUCGUAAAUAUAGAGAUGUACAGUGGGAAUGCAUAAACUAUAUAUGUAUGUAUGUGUAUCUUCGCAUCUCAUUUAUGAUCAUGAUCAAUAUUGUAUAUGUGCAAAUCAAGGGGGGUGUUUCCUACUUCAGUUAUACGUCCGUACGUAUCUUCGAACUGUUCUUCAGUCUGUACAAGUAAGGCAUAUAUAUAUAUACAUACAUAAAUAUUGGGAUAUUUAUAGUUCUUCAAAUUUUAAUAUGCUUUUAAUUAAAUUGUAAUUUUCUUCAUACGAUGGAUUAUUUGCGAGAUAAUUAAUGUUUGUUGUGAGCAUAUGAUCACAAUUUCAUAAUUAUAUACAAAUUUUAUAUG
Messenger RNA from Cannabis sativa, 1884 nucleotides. Its product is annotated as transcription factor TCP5. The transcript has 2 exons. Bases 421 to 1509 code for a protein of 362 amino acids. Gene Ontology annotation, molecular function: DNA-binding transcription factor activity; sequence-specific DNA binding. Gene Ontology annotation, cellular component: nucleus. The record is from RefSeq and is a predicted model, not a curated record. Lineage: Eukaryota; Viridiplantae; Streptophyta; Magnoliopsida; Rosales; Cannabaceae.